AUGUCGCGUGUGGCAAGACAGCUAAAGUUUUUCAACAAAAUCAGUUCAACCACGUUGGAGUCCCAGAUCAUUCUAAAUGCGGAAAAAUACUCGGGACUAAAUCUGACGUUCCAGUGCCAAAACCACAAUGGACACAUGGGGGCCAGGAAGUUUUGGCGUGAGUUCAUGCCCACGUUACAGUUUUACAAUCCACAAUUGCAUUUCCAGGUCACUAGAGUGAAAAACGACGAUAAAAAAAAUGCCAGCGUUCCGUGUGUUUUGGAGAUUCUCGACAGGGAAGGCCAGUCCGUGGGCUCACUAGAUAUGCGUAACAAGCAAGGAGCCGAAAUCAUGCAGUCUCUUUUGGCCGAGGUUGACCACGUCAAAGUUGCCGAAGAAGACAUUGUCAAGCUUUAA
Messenger RNA from Lachancea lanzarotensis, 396 nucleotides. It is a transcript of the gene MRP49, whose product is annotated as LALA0S11e04280g1_1. Bases 1 to 396 code for a protein of 131 amino acids. Gene Ontology annotation, molecular function: structural constituent of ribosome. Gene Ontology annotation, cellular component: mitochondrion. Lineage: Eukaryota; Fungi; Ascomycota; Saccharomycetes; Saccharomycetales; Saccharomycetaceae. The record is from RefSeq and is a predicted model, not a curated record. The transcript has a single exon.